AUGAUGCCAUGGAGUUAUGGAACCACGACAAUACCAAGAAGUGCUGGGAUCGGAGAUGGAGGGGUUGGGAAGGAACAAGAGUGGAAGGAACAAGAGUGGAAGGAACAAGAGUGGAAGGAACAAGAGUGGAAGGAACAAGAGUGGAAGGAACAAGAGUGGAAGGAACAAGAGUGGAAGGAACAAGAGUGGAAGGAACAAGAGUGGAAGGAACAAGAGUGGAAGGAACAAGAGUGGAAGGAACAAGAGUGGAAGGAACAAGAGUGGAAGGAACAAGAGUGGAAGGAACAAGAGUGGAAGGAACAAGAGUGGAAGGAACAAGAGUGGAAGGAACAAGAGUGGAAGGAACAAGAGUGGAAGGAACAAGAGUGGAAGGAACAAGAGUGGAAGGAACAAGAGUGGAAGGAACAAGAGUGGAAGGAACAAGAGUGGAAGGAACAAGAGUGGAAGGAACAAGAGUGGAAAGGCACUUACUUGCCAAUCAAAAUGGUCGAGUCGACGUGA
Penicillium vulpinum is the source of this 501-nucleotide messenger RNA. RefSeq lists its product as uncharacterized. Lineage: Eukaryota; Fungi; Ascomycota; Eurotiomycetes; Eurotiales; Aspergillaceae. The coding region runs from base 1 to 501 and encodes 166 amino acids. The transcript has a single exon. The record is from RefSeq and is a predicted model, not a curated record.